AAAAAAAGAGACACUCAAAAACUCUAUACGAGAUGGAAGCGACGAUAGGAAAGGUUUUCGAUUCCGUCUCUACAUUCUUCUCCUCUGGCUCCUCCGACGAGUUUCCCUUGUGCGACAACGACAUCAUCUCGGGAUGUGAGAAAGAGCUUGCAGAGGCUCAGAAAGGCCAAGACGAAGGGUUUAAGAAGGAAUGCAUCAUGCGUUUAUCAUGGGCUCUUGUUCAUUCGGAGACACCUGCGGAUAUACAGCGUGGGAUAGCAAUGCUUGAAGGUUCGGUGGUUAGUGAUACAAGUCCAAUGAAACUGAAGGAGAAUCUAUAUCUCCUUGCUAUUGGAUACUAUCGAAGCGGUGACUUUUCAAGAAGCAGAGAGUGUAUAGAACGGUGUUUGGAGGUUGAACCAGAGUGGAGACAGGCACAGAUGCUAAAAACGGCUAUAGAGGACCGUAUCGUGAAAGAUGGUGUUAUCGGCGUUGGAAUCACUGUUACUGCUGUUGGGAUUGUUGCUGGUAUUGCUGCAGCCUUGAUACGCAGUGGCUGAAAAGGAAAGAACCCGUACAUGUGCAUGGUUCCCUCAUCCUCAGUGAGUUUGUUUGGUUUCUUUGAGAGCUU
Messenger RNA from Eruca vesicaria subsp. sativa (arugula), 610 nucleotides. NCBI's taxonomy places the organism in Eukaryota, Viridiplantae, Streptophyta, Magnoliopsida, Brassicales, Brassicaceae. The record is from the annotation of a GenBank genome assembly.